AUGCUAGGAAUCAAAUCACCUCUGAUAUUAAUACCAUUUUUUUUUUCGUCAACGUUAAUCACGUUAACAAGUGCAUUAAAACCAGAGUUUAUUUUCAACAAUGAUGAAGACGGUUGUCCUCCCUGUUUUAAUUGUAUGUUGCCAAUAUUUGAAUGUAAGCAAUACUCUACGUGUAACGAAUAUACAGGGCAAUGUGAAUGUGUAACUGGGUUUGGUGGACAAGAUUGUAAAAGUCCGGUUUGUGGUGGAUUAUCUGUUCAAAACGAUCAAAGACCAAUAAGAAAUGAAAGUGAACCCUCUUGUGAUUGUUACGAUGGAUGGGGCGGUAUUAAUUGUAAUAUUUGUCAACAAGAUUCCAUUUGUAAUGCAUUUUUGCCUGAUGGUGUGGAGGAUGGUGGUGUUUGUUACAAACAAGGCAUUUUAGUUCAUCAGGUUUUCCAAGGUUGUAAUGUUACAAAUCCAAAGAUCUUGAGCAUUCUAAAUGGGAAACAACCACAAGCGACCUUUUCUUGCAAUAACACCUCUGAAGAAUGUGGGUUUCAAUUUUGGGUUGAUCAAGUAGAAAGUUUUUAUUGUGGACUAGAUAAUUGUACUUUUGAAUACGAUAUUGCUGGAAACACCACACAUUACAAAUGUGAAAAUGUCGAAUGCAAAUGUUUGCCUGACGAAUUUUUGUGUGGGAAAAGUGGAUCUAUUGAUAUAUCUGAUUUUUUGACUGAAACUAUCAAAGGACCCGCAGAUUUUAGUUGUGAUUUACGGGAUCAAAAUUGUAAGUUUAGUGAGCCAAGUAUGGAUGGAUUGAUAUCUAACGUGUUUGGUGAUUCUUGCAUUACUUUGCAUUGUGAAUCUGGUGAGUGUAUCCAUUAUAGCGAAAUCCCUGGUUAUACCAUACCAAAAAAUCCAAGUAAUAAGAGAGCACAGGUUAUCACUAUUUGUAUAACUGUUUUUAUAUUGGGAUUAAUACUGAGCACCACAAUUAAUUGUAUAACUAAUUCUCCGCUUUUUCUUUCAUCUGCAUCCGGCAAAAUAAAAUUGGCUGAUGAUUAUGAUGAUGAUAGCUCCUCGUUUUCUUCGUUGUUGUACAAUGAUUUAUCUGAAGAAUUUUUGUAUAAUACCGUUAAUGCCACGUUAACUUUUGAGAACAUUGAAUAUUAUGUUGGGAAAAAUAAAAAAACCCCCGGUAGCAAGGUUUUGAACAAGGUAUCUGGGAUUGUUCAACCAGGACAGAUAAUGGCCAUCAUGGGGGGUUCUGGUGCAGGAAAAACUACUUUGUUGGAUAUUUUGGCCAUGAAAAAUAAAUCAGGUACAGUCGAAGGAACCAUCAGAAUUAAUGGACAGAAAAUGGGUCCCACGGAAUUUCGCAAAAUUACUGGUUUUGUUGACCAAGAUGAUCAUUUAUUUCCCACACUAACUGUCUACGAAACGGUUUUAAAUAGUGCAUUGUUGAGGUUACCGUCCAAAAUGAGUUUAAAAUCCAAGCAUAAAAGAGUAGAAAAAGUUUUGAAAGAAUUAAGAAUAUUUAAUAUUAAGGAUAAAUUAAUUGGGAAUGAUUUUGAAAGAGGUAUCAGUGGAGGUGAAAAGAGAAGAGUUUCAAUUGCCUGUGAACUAGUUACAUCACCAUUGAUUUUGUUUUUAGAUGAACCAACCUCAGGAUUAGAUUCAAACAAUGCAAGGAAUGUCGUUGAAUGUUUGUUGAAGCUAGCUAACCAUCAAAAUAGAACAUUAGUUGUUUCAAUUCAUCAACCACGUUCUAACAUUUUUAAAAUGUUUGAUAGGUUAAUUUUGUUGAGCAGUGGGGAAAUGUGUUAUUCUGGCGUGACAAGUGACGUUGGUGGAUUUUUGAAGAAUUGUGGAUACGAAUGUCCCAGAGAUUAUAAUAUUGCGGAUUAUUUAAUAGACGUUACAUUUGAUGAAAAGGAUAGUACUGGUAAAGCGGACAUUGCUACCACACUUGCUAUUGACAAUGAAGAAGUACAGCCGCCACAAGUUCAUAAUAUAGACGACGAAUUAAGAGAGAGUAAUAAUAGUAGCAAUAGUACUAAUAGAAACGAAUGGGAACAUUACGCUGAGCAUCGAGAUGAAAUUAGAUCGUUAUUGUUUAAGGAUAACGAUAAUGGUAAUGGUGGUGGUAAUACUAUCUCUAGCUCCAAAGGUAGUGUUGGCACUGGCUUGUUAUGUAAAGAGUUUCAAAGCAGCAGCAUUUAUCAGCAAUUAUUAUACGACGUCAAUAUGGAGACUGUUAAUAGUAAUACCCAUAAUAUUAAAUUACCGACUGGCUGCGGUAAAGCUUCGUUUAGUGAACAAUUAAGUAUUCUAUGUUCUAGAUCCUUCAAAAAUGUUUAUAGAAAUCCUAAACUGUUAAUAGGAAAUUACUUAUUAACUGUUAUAUUAGGUGCAUUUUUAGGUGCAUUAUAUUAUAAAGUAGAAGAUGAUAUUAGUGGAUUUCAGAAUCGAUUGGGCCUAUUUUUUUUCAUCAUAACAUUUUUUGGAUUUUUAUCAUUUACCGAGUUGAGUGCCUUUUAUUUGGAGAGAAUUAUUUUCAUAAAGGAAAGAUCUAAUAACUAUUAUCACCCACUGGCUUAUUUUAUAAGUAAAAUUCUGAGCGACGUAUUACCAUUAAGGAUUAUUCCACCUUUUAUUUUAGCAAUUGUGCUUUAUCCAUUAGUUGGCUUAAAUAUUAAAGAUAAUGCUUUUAUCAAAUUUAUAGGAAUAUUGGUGCUUUUUAAUUUGAGUGUAUCUUUUGAAAUUUUAACUAUUGGGAUAAUUUUUGAGGAUUUGAACAAUUCUAUUAUUAGCAGCGUGCUAAUAUUGUUGUGGUCGAUUUUAUUCAGUGGAUUGUUUAUUAAUACACAAGAUAUAACUAAUUUUAUUUUUAAAUAUAUGAAGAAUUUCUCAUUAUUUUAUUAUGCUUAUGAGUCUUUGAUUAUUAAUGAAGUUAAAUCAUUAACUUUGAAGGAAAAGAAAUUUGGUUUAAGUAUUGAAGUCCCAGGUGCCACAAUUUUAAGCACAUUUGGGUUCCAGGUUGCUAAUUUGAAAUUUGAUAUUUUAAUGUUAUGUGUAGCUAUAUUUGGGUUCCUGAUCACUGCCUAUUUGAUAUUAAGAUUUUUCGUCGUAGAAAAUAGAUGA
Saccharomycodes ludwigii is the source of this 3126-nucleotide messenger RNA. RefSeq names its product putative ATP-dependent permease ADP1 (gene ADP1). The record is from RefSeq and is a predicted model, not a curated record. Gene Ontology annotation, molecular function: ABC-type transporter activity; ATP hydrolysis activity; ATP binding. The transcript has a single exon. The coding region runs from base 1 to 3126 and encodes 1041 amino acids. Gene Ontology annotation, cellular component: membrane. Lineage: Eukaryota; Fungi; Ascomycota; Saccharomycetes; Saccharomycodales; Saccharomycodaceae.